This is a messenger RNA of Sphaeroforma arctica JP610, 193 nucleotides long. RefSeq lists its product as hypothetical. The transcript has a single exon. NCBI's taxonomy places the organism in Eukaryota, Ichthyosporea, Ichthyophonida. The record is from RefSeq and is a predicted model, not a curated record. The annotation marks the transcript as partial.
UCGGUCAGAUAAGUUCGUGAUGGAAGUAGCGCUAUCCAUGCGUGGCUUCGGUUUCUCGUUGUUGGACCUCAAACCCUCAGAGGUCGCCUAUGUGGCAUUGUCUGAUUUUAACAUGUCGUAUAAUCAGACAACCUUCCACCAGACUGUGGAGAUGAGCGUCGGUGAUUUCCAGGUACGUGUGGUGUGGUUCUAG